Messenger RNA from Pecten maximus, 2271 nucleotides. RefSeq lists its product as uncharacterized. The transcript is spliced from 2 exons. The record is from RefSeq and is a predicted model, not a curated record. Lineage: Eukaryota; Metazoa; Mollusca; Bivalvia; Pectinida; Pectinidae. Bases 146 to 643 code for a protein of 165 amino acids.
UCUAUAAAUAGAUCGGGAAAAAACCUCGGCAGAGCAUCAGAGCAUGUUAGUCAUUUGAGCGUUUGAUUCAGAAGGGCACUGAAAUAAACAGUCAAGCGUCUAGCGUGAUCUUGAUUGUAAACAAUCGCAGACGAGACGAGUCGAAAUGGCUGACAGGUUUGCUUCUCUGUCAGUGGAUGAAAAAGACAGAAUCUUUAACAAUGCAGAUGCGGCAAACACGAAAAGAGUUACCACGACGGCAGUGCGAGUAUUUAGAGAAUACCUUACAAGUAAAAGUCUUUCUGCGGAGUUUGAAACGUAUGAAAUCUCCGAGCUAGAUGAGGCCCUGGCUAACUUUUAUCUUGAAAUGAGGAACAAAAACGGAGAACUGUACAAAAAAUCUACUCUCUUAUCAUACAGACACGGAAUACAAAGACACUUGGAAUUGACACGUGAGGUUAACAUCAUGAAAGGCGAGCAGUUCAAGAAGUCUGUAAAGGCAUUUAAAUCUAUGACAAAAGAGUUGAAACGACAGGGAUAUGGGGCAGUUGACCAUUAUCCGGCCAUCAAUGAGGAAGAUCUGGCGAAAUUGUAUGAUUUUCUGACAAGUAGUCAGGAUGUACAACUCCUGCAGUAUAAGGUUCGUUUCCUGUCCAGUCCUUGAAGUGGCAUCCAGAGAGUAACACAAUCCUGUUGUUAAGUAAAGACCAGAUGUGUGUUUGUUACCUCAUCGACGCGAAGAGUACCGACAGCUGAUGACUGUAUCAUGUUUUACAUACCAUCCGUCCUUUAGUACUACGCUGGAGUCAUAGGGAUAUCACGAGAGUUUAAAAGGAGUAUUUAUGGUCUUUACAAAAUGAUGCUAAAACUCGUAUAUAACAAAAAUAAGUCAUAUUAGUUUACAAUACACAAAGCCAAAGUUUCCCUGCAUGUUAAAAUACAGUCAUUUUGAUCUGCGCAAUACCGGAAGUGAUAAUUAUAAACACCAACCAGAGAAGGGACACGCGUGUAGACCAAAUAAGGAUGCUUCCUCCCACAAUCAUAUUAUAACAAUGAGAUACAUACAUAUAGGACUUGUAUCCAGUAUCCUAGCAACUGUAUAGGACUAAUACACGGGCUUCUUGUACAAUUGUGAACCAGAUGAUAAAAAAUUACCAUGUUAUUUCUUAUCACAACAAUUUCUUUGACAGGAAGUUAAUGCAUUUAUUUAAUAGUAAAAGUAAUAAUAGGUUAUAAAAUCCAUGAGAGAAUUUCAGGGUGAUGAUGAAAUUAGAGGGGAUUUUCUUAUGAGAUAUACUACGUUCUGUAAUAAUGAGAUUUUCAACAUAUAAUGCUGGAGGUUAAAAUCCUCAAACCUGGCCAAAAUUAUCCGUUUUGAUAAAUUUUAAUAGAGAUGUGAUAAUACGGAUUUGUACCAUACCUACCAUUUGCAUUCAUGAUCAGAUUGUCUGGGAAGGCAAUAUGGUUAUAACUUAAUGAUACACAGAAUUGUAGAUUGUGACCAUUUUUGUUAUAAUCAUGUUUUAAAUUGUAUAUGUACCAUGAUAUAAAGAAAUGUGUGUCUAUUUAUAUUGUAAAGCAUGUGUAAGACAAGGAAAGGUAUUUGUUCACACUUGACAUAGAUCAUAGUAAUUAUUCUAUCUGAGGGUUAUAAAUGUGUAAUGGUUGUGAAAUUUUUUCCUCUUAUCUGAAUUUCAUGUAAAAGGGGUAAAAUAAUUAUAUCUCGUUGUCAUUCCAUUUGUUGCGCAAUUCCUAGAACAGUGUUUAAUUUAAAUAAGAAUGAUCUAGAAACCAACAUUCCCCAAGUGUAUGUCUUUGUUUUGUCCGUCCACGGUCACACUGCCAGGUGUCCAUCCAUAGUCACACCGCCAAGUGUCCGUCCACGGUCACAUCGCCAGGUGUCCGUCCACGGUCACACUGCCAAGUGUCCGUCCACGGUCACACUGCCAAGUGUCCGUCCACGGUCACACCGCCAAGUGUCCGCCCACGGUCACACCGCCAAGUGUCCGUCCAUGGUCACACUGCGGAUAUCAAUGUGUGAGGUUUUCAAUGAGGUGUUUUAGUUUUUCACUGUAGUAUAUAAGCAUGUGAAGUACUGUAAUAUGUGAUAGUAUUUUGUGGAUAUUAUUUCAGAUAUCAUUGAUACUGUACAGUAACUAAUACACAGUCAUGUAGUAUGUAUAUGGAUUCCAUACUCUAUUGAACAAUUUAGUUAGUAUUAUAAAGUGCUUCUUAUACAUUGUUAUAUGAAAAUUAUGACAGAUUUAAGCAAUAAAAUUGUAUUAAUUUUAA